Molecule: messenger RNA, 1648 nt
Organism: Pogona vitticeps (central bearded dragon)
Lineage: Eukaryota; Metazoa; Chordata; Lepidosauria; Squamata; Agamidae
Source: RefSeq, a predicted model, not a curated record
UUCAGCUGCAUGGAAGAAGACCUUUGUCUUCUAGAGGGAGUCAACAUCACCAGCCCGGGGCUAUUAAUUCAUGGUACAGUUGGCAAACCUGCCUUGCUCUCCGUCAGAUAUACCACCACCAGCAGUGACAAACCUGUCAUUAAAUGGCAAAUGAAGCGUGACAAGGCAGUGACGGUGGUGCAGUCCAUUGGCACUGGGAUCAUUGGGAACCUGCGCCCAGAGUACAAAGAUCGGAUUAAAAUAUUUGAAAAUGGCUCCCUUCUGAUCCACGAGUUGCAGCUGUCUGAUGAGGGAACGUAUGAGGUGGAGGUCUCCAUUACUGAUGACACGUUUACGGGAGAGUUGAACAUUAACCUUACGGUGGACGUUCCGAUUUCCAAGCCUCAUGUUGCCCUGGCCUCUUCCACUGUUCUAGAGCUCAGUGAACAUUUCACUCUAAACUGCACGCAUGAGAACGGCACAAAGCCCACCUACACGUGGCUGAAGGAUAGCAAACCCCUCAGCAAUGACUCCCGGAUGAUCCUCUCCCACGAUCAGAAGGUGUUGACCAUCACCAGAGUCCUUAUGUCAGAUGAUGACACCUAUAGUUGUUUGGUCGAGAACCCCAUCAGCUAUGGGCGCAGCAUCCCCAUAAAGCUGACUGUGUACAGAAGGAGCUCUCUGUAUAUAAUCCUCUCCACGGGAGGGAUUUUCCUUCUGGUUACCUUAGUGACUGUCUGUGCCUGUUGGAAACCAUCUAAGAAGAAGAAACAGAAAAUGGAGAAGCAAAGCUCCUCUGAAUACGUGGAUCAGAAUGAGGAUCAAUUAAAACACGACGUUGAGAUUGUUCCUCGAAGUGGAGAACAUGAACGCAAGAAUCCAGUGGCUUUGUACAUCCUGAAGGACAAAGAUUCUCCAGAAGCUGAAGAGGAACCUUUCCCCGAUUCCCAAAACGCUGCCGAGCCCUCCCCGCCGGGCUACUCAAGCUCUCCACCUCCUCCUGGAAGAUCACCCGGGCUGCCCGUUCAUUCUGCCCGCCGAUACCACCGCUCCCCAGCCAGGUCCCCAGCCAGCUCCAGAACACACAUAUCUCCCACCAGGUCCCCUACCUCGCUGGGGCGCCCCCAAAACACCACGCGCAUGGUGCGGACUGCUGGGGUUCAUAUCAUCCGGGAGCAGCAGGGGGAGGGCAGCACUGUCGAAAUCAAUGCCUGACGGCAGCUGGCAAUAUGUGUAUACCUGUGUGUUUGUGUACAUUAGUGGGGAAGCCUCGCUGUGCCUGUGAAUGUUUCCAGGGGUAGCAGUGGGUUGGUCCCGGGUGCUUUAUUUGCACAUGAGAAUGCAUGUUUCCUAUUAUAGGGAAGAUUUCCUGGCCUUUGCUUAUAGAUAACAGUGAAUCACACAGUGCUCCACUGGCUGGAUGGACCUGCUUUACAAAGUUUGCUGUAGAUUUGAUGCUCCUGCUUCCAUAUCAUUUUAAAGGCACUAACUUGCUACUUGUUGUAACACCCAAGGAGCAGCACCUUUUCUUACAAAAGCUUGUUGCUUUCGAGAAGGAUGCUCAACUAAUUCCCAUAAAGCCUGGUAUUUCUGUCCAAGCCUUUUGAGACUUUUGUAUGCAUCGGUCAUUGAUGGGAGAAUACACCCAAUGGUGGACGGGAACGUAUCC